AUGACUGUUGACUAUACCUGGUGGAAGGACGCUACAAUUUACCAAGUUUACCCAGCAACCUUUGCCAAAGGUUUGCAAGGCAGAUACACUGGUGACGACAAGACAUUCGAUGGUGCUUGCGGUGAUAUUCCAGGUAUAAUCUCCAAGCUCGACUACUUAAAAGACUUUGUCGAUAUCAUCUGGCUCAGUCCUAUGUACGAUUCACCACAGGAUGAUAUGGGGUACGAUAUCAGUGACUACCAAAAUGUCUACCACAGGUAUGGUACUAUGCAGGACAUGCAAAAUUUAAUAGAUGGGUGCCAUCAACGCGGCAUGAAGAUCAUUUGCGACUUGGUCAUUAACCACACUUCUUCUCAACACGAAUGGUUUAAAGAGUCUCGCUCUUCUUUGGACAACCCAAAGAGAGAUUGGUACAUUUGGAAAAAACCAAAAUACGACAAGGACGGAAACAGAUGUCCACCAAAUAACUGGUUGUCCCAUUUCUCGGGCUCUGCAUGGGAGUUUGAUGAGACCACUGGUGAAUAUUAUUUAAAGCUAUUUGCCAAAACACAACCAGAUUUAAACUGGGAAAACGAGGAGACAAGAAAAGCGAUUUAUGACACUUGUUUAAAGUUCUGGUUUGAGAGAGGAAUUGAUGGUUUUAGAAUUGAUACUGCUGGUAUGUACUCCAAGGACCAGGCAUUCCCUGAUGCCCCUAUUGUUUAUAAAGAUCAGUAUUACCAGCCAAGUGGAAUGUAUACAAACAAUGGUCCUAGAAUUCACGAGUUCCACAAGGAGAUGUUCAAGAAUGUCACCAGUCACUAUGAUGCUAUGACCGUUGGCGAAGUUGGUCAUUGCAGCAAGGAACAAGCAUUGAAAUACGUUAGUAAAUCUGAAAAUGAAAUGAAUAUGAUGUUCUUAUUCGACGUUGUUGAUGUUGGCUCAGAUAAGGGUGAUAGAUUUAGAUAUAAUGGUUUUGACUUGAAGGAUUUUAAAAAAGCAGUACAAAACCAAUGCGAAUUCAUUUACGGAACGGAUGCAUGGUCAACAGUUUUCAUUGAAAACCACGAUCAACCCAGAUGCAUCUCGAGAUUUGGCGAUGCUAAAUACCGAGUCAAGAGCGGUAAAUUGUUGUGCUUGUUGCAGCUGACCUUGACUGGUACAUUGUUUAUUUAUCAGGGACAGGAGAUUGGUAUGACCAACUUGCCACGUGAUUGGCCGAUUGAAGAAUACAAAGAUAUCAACACCAUCAACUACUACAAGGCGUUUAAAGAAAAGUAUGGCAACGAUGCUGAUUAUGCCGAGAAGGAGAAGAAGUUGAUGGAUGUUAUCAAUCUUGUUGCUAGAGACCAUGCAAGAUCACCAAUGCAAUGGGACUCUUCUGAGUAUGGUGGAUUUUCUGACCAUGAGCCAUGGACGAGAGUCAAUACCAACUACAAGGAGAUCAAUGUUGCUGACCAGUUGCAAGAUCCCGACUCUUUGUUGAAUUUCUGGAAGAAAUCACUCAAGGUGAGAAAAGAGUACAAGGAUUUGCUCAUUUACGGGUCAUUUGAGAUUUUGGAUUUCGAUAAUGAACAAUUAUUUACAUAUGUCAAGACAUUGGAGAAUGCCAAAUCACCUAAAGCAUAUGUUGUGCUUAAUUUCAGCACCACCGAUGUCAAGUUUGAGAAAUUGGUUGAAGGGGGUUCAUAUAAAUUGAUCAAUUGUAAUGUCAAAGAGUCUGAAAUGGUGGAAGAUAGAUUAUCGCCUUUCGAAGGACGUGUUUACAUUGUUGAAUAA
This is a messenger RNA of Lodderomyces elongisporus, 1758 nucleotides long. RefSeq lists its product as uncharacterized. NCBI's taxonomy places the organism in Eukaryota, Fungi, Ascomycota, Pichiomycetes, Serinales, Debaryomycetaceae. The transcript has a single exon. Bases 1 to 1758 code for a protein of 585 amino acids. Gene Ontology annotation, molecular function: oligo-1,6-glucosidase activity; glucan 1,4-alpha-maltotriohydrolase activity; sucrose alpha-glucosidase activity. Gene Ontology annotation, biological process: sucrose catabolic process; maltose catabolic process. The record is from RefSeq and is a predicted model, not a curated record.